CCUUUGGAAAAUGAGCCAUUCGUGGAACGGGAGUAGCCACAGGCUUCCACCAGGACUAAAGACUUUACCACUGAUUGGAAACCUUCACCAAAUGGAUCUGAAGAGGCCAUAUAGCACCAUGUUACAGUUCUCGAAACAGUACGGCCCGGUCUACCGCAUCCAACUGGGAUGGCAGAAAAUGGUAGUUCUGGCAGGCUACGAGACUGUGAAGGAGGCGUUGGUGAACCAGGCAGAUGCCUUUGCGGACCGGCCCAGCGUCCCAAUCUUUGAUGACCAACGAAGUGGCCAUGGUGAGGUCAUUCCUUCUAAAGAGAUGUCUUACUUGCAGAUCCGGCGUUUCCAAAAAACCACGUUGGGGGAGCGUGACUUCCACGGAAUGGGCAAAAGAUACAUAGAAGACAGAAUUGUCGAGGAGUGCAGUUUCCUACUGCAGAAGUUGGAAUCCUUUAAUGGGAAACCUUUUGAGACAACUAUAAUUGUGAAUGGUGCUGUUUCCAAUAUUAUAGUGUCCAUAUUACUUGGCAAACGAUUGGAAUAUGAAGAUCCAACAUUUAAAAGAUUACUACACAUGCUCCAUGAAGAUGUCAAACUCCUAGGAAGUCGCUCAGUCCUGCUGUACAACAUGUUUCCCGCUCUGGGCUUUCUUUUCGGUGCUCGCAAGACUAUCAUUGCUCACCAGAAGGAAAAGUCCGCCUUUGUGCAGGCCGCCUUCAUAGAACGUCUCAAAGUACUGGAUGAGAAUGACCAAAGAAGCUUUAUUGAUGCUUUUCUAAUUCAACAGAAAGAGGAGAAGACCAAGAACCAGAGCAGUGGAUUUUUCCAUAAUGAAAACCUAAAGGCUGUUGUGAAUGAUUUAUUUGGGGCUGGCACAGAGACAACGUCGACGACCUUGCGUUGGGGCCUCUUGCUGAUGAUGAAGUACCCUGAGAUUCAGAGGAAAGUGCAAGAAGAAAUGACAAAGGUGAUCGGAUCUGCUCAGCCGCGCAUUGAACACCGAGCAAAGCUGCCCUACACCGAUGCGGUGGUUCACGAAAUCCAGAGGUUUGCAAAUAUUGCCCCUUUGGGUGCGCCACACGCCACCAAUGCGGAUGUGACUCUUGGAGGCUACUUCAUUCCAAAGGGAACGCAUAUCGUCCCCUUAUUGUACUCUGUGCUGUACGAUGAAUCUCAGUGGGAAAAACCGUUUCAAUUCUAUCCUGAGCAUUUCCUUGAUUCUGAAGGAAAGUUCGUCAAGAGAGACGCCUUCCUGCCUUUCUCUGCAGGUCGGCGAGUGUGUGCAGGUGAGACCCUUGCCAAGAUGGAGCUCUUCCUCUUCUUUGUGAGUCUCCUGCAGAGGUUCACUUUCCAGCCAGCCCCUGGGACAUCCAAGGAAGACCUGGACCUCACCCCUGACGUGGGCAGUACGUGGCCUCCGAUGCCCUACCAUACCUGUGCUUUGCCACGUUAA
Sphaerodactylus townsendi is the source of this 1447-nucleotide messenger RNA. Its product is annotated as cytochrome P450 2K6-like. The coding region runs from base 11 to 1447 and encodes 478 amino acids. The transcript has 10 exons. Gene Ontology annotation, molecular function: iron ion binding; oxidoreductase activity, acting on paired donors, with incorporation or reduction of molecular oxygen, reduced flavin or flavoprotein as one donor, and incorporation of one atom of oxygen; heme binding. The record is from RefSeq and is a predicted model, not a curated record. Gene Ontology annotation, cellular component: intracellular membrane-bounded organelle; cytoplasm. NCBI's taxonomy places the organism in Eukaryota, Metazoa, Chordata, Lepidosauria, Squamata, Sphaerodactylidae. Gene Ontology annotation, biological process: xenobiotic metabolic process.